CGACCAAACAAAGGCGGUGUCUCCACAUGCUAAAAUAAGCCUCGUCCAACAAGGGGAAAAAAAAUCGAAAAUUAAGAGAACUCCGAUUUUCCCAAACAUUGCCACCACUCGUUCUCUUGCCUCGCAAUCUCCAUCUAUACAGCUCGUCGAGCUCUGAAUCUUCACUCUGAUCUCUUUGAGAGAUAAAUUUCUUUUACAUUUGUUUGUUCGAUUGCUUCUUCGGUGCUGAAUGGGUUGAACGGGACGUAUUUUUCUCGAGGAGAUGGAGUGGGAUAGCAAUUCGGAUCUAAGCGGGGAUGAGGAGGAGGAGGAUUUCACGCCCGACCAUGCGGUGGGAGGUGAGCCCCUGCUGCCCUUUCCCAUUGAGAACAUGACCCAGACCGCGCCUUGUGGAUUUGUCGUCACGGACGCUCUUGAGCCUGACCAUCCCAUCAUAUACGUCAACGCUGUCUUUGAGAUGGUGACCGGCUACCGUGCUGAGGAGGUUCUUGGCCGCAACUGCCGUUUCUUGCAAUAUAGAGGACCAUUUGCUAAAAGAAGGCAUCCUUUGGUGGACUCGACUGUUGUUCCAGAAAUAAGGAGGUGUCUUGAGAAGGGUAUUGAAUUCCAAGGCAAUCUGUUGAACUUUAGGAAAGAUGGUUCUCCACUGAUGAAUAGAUUGCGCAUGACUCCUAUUUAUGGAGAUGAUGAAACUAUCACUCAUGUAAUUGGCAUCCAGUUCUUUACGGAAGCAAAUAUUGAUCUUGGACCGGUGCCCGGAUCUGUAGUAAAAGAGUCUGCAAAAUGUUCUGAUCUUUUUCGUUCAGGGAUUUCUGUUUUCCGUCCUAUCCCAGUUGGUGACCGGAAUGUCUGUCGUGGAGUUUGUGGGAUAUUGCAGUUGAGCGAUGAGGUAUUGUCUCUUAAGAUACUUUCACUUCUGACGCCAAGAGAUAUUGCGUCAGUUGGAUCUGUUUGUAGGAGACUUUAUGUUAUCACAAAGAAUGAGGAUCUUUGGCGAAUGGUAUGCCAAAAUGCAUGGGGCAGUGAAACAACCUGUGUUUUAGAAACUGUGCCGGGUGCCAAGAGGCUAGGGUGGGGUCGUUUGGCACGGGAAUUGACGACUCUUGAAGCAGCAGCAUGGAGGAAGCUAACUGUUGGUGGUGUUGUUGAACCUUCACGGUGCAACUUCAGUGCUUGUGCAGUUGGAAAUAGGGUUGUCCUUUUUGGUGGUGAAGGGGUUAACAUGCAGCCAAUGAAUGAUACCUUCGUAUUGGAUCUGAAUUCUUGUAAUCCAGAGUGGCAACAUGUCCAAGUGAGCUCUCCACCUCCUGGUAGGUGGGGUCAUACGCUUUCUUGUGUGAAUGGUUCGAAUUUAGUGGUAUUUGGAGGUUGUGGCAGGCAAGGCUUGCUUAAUGACGUUUUUGUAUUGGAUUUGGAUGCAAAGCCUCCAACUUGGCGGGAAAUUUCCGGUUUGGCCCCUCCGCUUCCUAGAUCAUGGCAUAGCUCAUGCACACUUGAUGGUACCAAGUUGAUUGUUUCUGGUGGUUGUGCAGAUUCUGGAGUACUUCUUAGUGAUACUUUUCUGCUUGACCUCUUUAUGGAGAAGCCUGUCUGGAGAGAGAUCCCAGUAGCCUGGACCCCACCUUCUCGGUUGGGUCACACACUGUCAGUUUAUGGUGGUCGGAAAAUAUUGAUGUUUGGGGGUCUGGCUAAGAGUGGUCCCCUUCGGUUCCGUUCUAGUGAUGUGUUUACUAUAGAUCUAAGUGAGGAUGAACCUUGUUGGAGAUGUGUGACUGGGAGUGGAAUGCCUGGUGCUGGAAAUCCAGGAGGUGUAGCUCCACCACCUAGACUUGAUCAUGUGGCCGUCAGCCUUCCAGGGGGUAGAAUCCUGAUCUUUGGCGGUUCCGUGGCUGGUCUUCACUCUGCCUCGCAACUUUAUAUCCUGGACCCAACGGAUGAGAAGCCUACUUGGAGAAUACUAAAUGUACCUGGGCGGCCCCCAAGAUUUGCUUGGGGCCAUAGUACCUGUGUUGUUGGGGGGACUAGGGCUAUAGUCCUUGGUGGUCAGACCGGAGAGGAGUGGAUGCUCAGUGAUCUCCAUGAGCUAUCACUUACAGGUUCCAUUAACUGAUCCAAGAGGGAAUAUGGAGGUGGCAAAGGGAUGGGAAAGGACUUGAACGUGGAAAUCAGAUGGUUGAGAAUGUUGUUUCGGACUUUCGGUCACUAAUAACUCUUGGCAAUUGUUUUAUCUAGUCAGAACUUCUAUUAUAGGUGGUUCUUACUCGAUGGAACAUAUUUAUGAGUUUGUUCUGGCUCGGGAUGAAGUUUCAAAGUGGCGACCUGAAACUAUAUGUUCUCUUGCAAGGUUUGCAUUAGACUCUGUCCUUGGCUACAGGCACUGGGAUAAUUCUUGUUCAAAUAGGUUGGUAGCAUUUGAUAGAAGUAGGUAUUAUGUAGAUCCAGCUCUUGUUGUGCCAGUUCCUUGCUUUAAUUUGCGUUCUGUAAUUAAAUGGAAAAAUUGUGAAAGAAGGUUGCACGUUUAUAGAGAGUAAAGUAAUGUACCUGCUUGAAUUGUAUACCUUUUAGCUUGAU
Tripterygium wilfordii is the source of this 2571-nucleotide messenger RNA. Its product is annotated as adagio protein 1-like. The record is from RefSeq and is a predicted model, not a curated record. Lineage: Eukaryota; Viridiplantae; Streptophyta; Magnoliopsida; Celastrales; Celastraceae. Bases 263 to 2110 code for a protein of 615 amino acids. Gene Ontology annotation, biological process: response to blue light; circadian rhythm. Gene Ontology annotation, cellular component: SCF ubiquitin ligase complex; nucleus; cytosol. The transcript is spliced from 2 exons. Gene Ontology annotation, molecular function: protein binding.